Molecule: messenger RNA, 660 nt
Organism: Sarcophilus harrisii (Tasmanian devil)
Lineage: Eukaryota; Metazoa; Chordata; Mammalia; Dasyuromorphia; Dasyuridae
Gene: RTP4
Product: receptor transporter protein 4
Exons: 2
Coding region: 1-660 (219 amino acids)
Biological process (GO): protein targeting to membrane; protein insertion into membrane; detection of chemical stimulus involved in sensory perception of bitter taste
Molecular function (GO): olfactory receptor binding
Source: RefSeq, a predicted model, not a curated record
AUGAUCAAGGAUAUGGACCUUUGGGAGCAGACGUUUCAGCGGAUAAUUAGAGAGAAGAAACCGCAUCACAGAUGGAAGCUGAAAGUGGACGAUAACCUCGAGGUCAAAAGCCUACGGCCGGGCUGGAAGCAAUACACGCAGAAAGGCCUUGCAAGGUUUCGGUGCUCCUUGUGUGGGCGCAGCUGGGUCUCUGCCCAAGUGCUGAUUCUCUUCUGGAUGUGCCUGAAGGAACCCUACGGCCGGGUCAAGAUGAGGGUCUUUGCCCAGCGCUGCCAGAGGUGCAGCACGGCUCUGUUUGAGGAGCCCGAGUUCAGCCCGGAGGGCAUCGAGAAGAUCCUGGGAUGCCUGGUGGUCCGCAUUCUGCUGAAGUGCUAUCGGGAAAGUGCUGGCGCUCCCGUCCCCAGAGAGGACCCUUUGAGAGAAAUCCUCGUCGCUGGGCCGCACGAUGCCGGGAACUGCGAGGCCUGCUUGGUGGGCAUCUCUUGCCCGAGCCAAUCGGACGGCAAGGUCUCAAAGGCCCUUCCCAGAAGGCCCCACAACUCGGCCCAGUACCAGCAGCCGGCCUCUAAAAGGGGGAAGCUGCUCCUGCUCCUUUCCCUUUGCAUUGUAAUUGUAUUUGUGGUCCUGAUGGUGACUCUUGGGGUCACUGGGCUCCUUUAG